Eufriesea mexicana is the source of this 3418-nucleotide messenger RNA. RefSeq names its product alpha-mannosidase 2 (gene alpha-Man-IIa). Gene Ontology annotation, cellular component: Golgi membrane. The record is from RefSeq and is a predicted model, not a curated record. Gene Ontology annotation, molecular function: alpha-mannosidase activity; carbohydrate binding. The transcript has 7 exons. Gene Ontology annotation, biological process: protein deglycosylation; mannose metabolic process; N-glycan processing. The coding region runs from base 1 to 3408 and encodes 1135 amino acids. NCBI's taxonomy places the organism in Eukaryota, Metazoa, Arthropoda, Insecta, Hymenoptera, Apidae.
AUGAGGAUUAGGAAAACAUUAGCAAUUCUUAGUACAGGCUUAAUUUUAGCCUGUUGUAUCCUAACAUAUUUAAUAAUGGAUCUAACACUUUUCUCACCUGGUCAAGGAUCCAAGCUUUCUGUUAAUGAUAAUCAAUGGCUACACUUUGAGAAUAGAUUGGCAAAAUUGGAAAAAGAUUUCAAUAAACAUCAUGCUAAUUAUGCAAAACAAAUUAUGAAUGCAUUGAGAGAAGUAGCUGAAGCAAAAAAUUUGGUACCCACAGUCCAUUCUAUAAAUCAGUCUAUAUCAUCUAGUUCUUUACAUCUAGGAAAAGUACUUAAAUGCAAUUUUAACAUACAGAAAAUUCCUGUAAUAGACAUUCAAAUGUUAGAUAUGUAUAGACAAUUAGAAUUUAAUAAUGUGGAUGGUGGAGUAUGGAAGCAAGGAUGGAAUAUUACAUAUGAUGACAAACAAUGGCAUCCAAAUAGAAAGUUAAAAGUCUUUGUUGUUCCACAUUCUCACAAUGAUCCUGGUUGGCUUAGUACUUUUGAGAAAUAUUAUGCAUUUCAAACACAAAAUAUAUUAAAUAAUAUGGUAAUAAAAUUGGCAGAAAACAGAAAACGUAAAUUUAUUUGGGCAGAGAUAUCAUUUUUCCAACUUUGGUGGGAAGAUCAGCCUAAAAGAACUCGUAAUUUAGUUAAACGUUUAAUUCAUGAUGGUCAAUUAGAAAUUGUAUCAGGAGGAUGGGUCAUGCCAGAUGAAUCUGUUUCUCAUUGGAUAUCCCAACUCACACAACUUACAGAAGGACAUCAGUGGUUAAAAUAUAAUUUAGAUUAUACACCAAAUUCAGGCUGGGCCAUUGAUCCAUUUGGUCUUUCUCCAACAAUGCCAUAUUUAUUGAAAAAAGCAGGACUGGAAAAUAUACUAAUACAAAGAGUUCAUUAUUCAGUUAAAAAAAAAUUAGCUAAACAAAAACAAUUAGAAUUUCGUUGGAGACAAUUAUGGGAUAAUGAUGGAUCAACAGAAAUCUUUACACAUGUGAUGCCUUUCUAUAGUUAUGACGUUCCACAUACAUGUGGUCCAGAUCCAAAAAUAUGUUGUCAAUUUGACUUUUAUAGAUUACAAAAUUUUGGAUUGAGUUGUCCAUGGAAAAUAGCUCCAAGAGCCAUAACUAAAUCAAACAUUGCAGAAAGAGCUGCUCUUUUAUUGGAUCAAUAUCGUAAGAAAGCCCAACUUUUUAAAACGGAUGUGGUAUUAGCACCAUUAGGAGAUGAUUUUAGAUAUACACAAUACACUGAAUGGGAUGCUCAAUAUAAUAAUUAUCAAAAACUUUUUGAUUAUAUGAAUCAGAAUCAGCAAAUGAACGUUCAAAUUAAAUUUGGAACUUUAAGCGAUUACUUUGAUGCGAUCAGAGAAAAACACAAUUUAAACGAAUUUCCUACUUUAUCUGGAGAUUUUUUUACAUAUUCUGAUAGAGAUGAUCAUUAUUGGAGUGGAUAUUAUACAUCAAGGCCAUUCCACAAACGAUUAGAUCGUGUAUUAUUAAGUUUAUUGAGAGCAUCGGAAAUAUUAACUACUAUAGCUUGGACCAAAGGUAAUGAGAAUUUAGUAGAAGGUACUCUCGCACAACGUAUAAGUAAGGCAAGAAUGUGGCAUUCUUUGUUUCAACAUCACGAUGGUAUAACUGGAACUGCUAGAGAUGAAGUUGUUAUAGAUUAUGCUAAGAAGAUGAUAGAGGCCUUAAAUAAUUCUGCACAUGUAUUACAACAAUCAGUAGUUCAUUUAUUAAAAACUCCACAAGAAUCUACUAUUGAUACAGAUGCUGUGUAUAUAACCCUUGACGAAUCUAGAUUACGACAUACCAGUGUAGGAGACAAAUAUGUACUAAUAUUUAGAGAUGAAAAUCCUUUAAAAAAAAUUAUUCUGUAUAAUUCUGUUCCAAGACAAAGAACAAAAGUACAAACACUGGUUGUAUCUACUCCAUUUGUUAGAGUUACUGACCGAAUGGGUCAAGCAGUCCAAUGUCAAGUCUCUCCAAUCUGGAUUGGACCUGCUGCAUUAACUGUUGCUAGAUAUGAGUUAUCAUUCUUAGUUACAGUACCUGGGUUUGGUAUCACAACAUACAUAAUUCAUGCUUUACCUAAAUCAUCAUUCCCACAGGAAGUGCAUCUUGCGAAUGUGACUGUUUUUAAUACAGACAUAAUUUUUCCGAAAAUACGGGGUUUUGAUCAAAUUCAAGUAAUACCAAAUGCACAAGAAUUUUCAAUUACGCAACGACCAGAAUUAUCUGCGUCUUUUGGGAAAUCCGGUCUCCUGAAAGCUUUAAGAGUCAGUAAUACAACAGUUCCUGUUCACUUAGAAUUUGUUAAAUAUGGUACCAGAGAUUCUGGCAAAGAUAAAAGUGGUGCUUAUUUGUUUUUACCUGAUAAAUCAGAACCAGAUUUAGUAUAUAUGGAUAAAUGUAUUAUACACUUAAUAACUGGACCCAUUGUAUCUAAAGUAUUUGUAGAAUUUGCACAUGUACGUCACACUUGUACAUUGUACAAUUCCCCUGGUGCUGAUGGACUUGGUUUACAUAUUCAUAAUGAAAUUAACAUAUCAGAAACACAAAAUUAUGAACUUGCUAUGAGACUUAGCACAGAUAUAGCUUCAGGAGACCAAUUCUAUACAGAUCUAAAUGGCCUUAAUAUGAUUAAGCGUCAAAGAUUUCCAAAACUUCCUACACAAGGAAACUAUUAUCCUAUGGCAGCAAGUACAUACAUAGAGGAUAAGAGGAUUAGAUUAACAGUAGUAACAGCACAACCAUUAGGUGUAAGCUCUAUGGCAUCUGGACAAAUUGAAAUAAUGCAAGAUAGAAGAUUGCUUCAAGAUGAUAACAGAGGGCUUGGUCAAGGUAUAACUGAUAAUUUAUUAACAAAUCAUAUAUUCAUGUUCAUUCUUGAAAAGAGAAAACCGUUUUGUACAUUUCCAACGCCUCCAACAAACCACCCAUCAGGAUUACUAUCAUUAUAUGGUCAUUUAGCAUCAGAAGAACUAUUAUAUCCUAUAAUUGCAUUGCAUCCAGAUAGUUCUUUAUCUUUUAAUUUAAAUCCAUAUUUCUCACCACUGCGUUACGACUUUCCUUCGGAUUUAAGUGUUGUCAGUUUUCGUGUAUUUCCUAUUCCUGAAGGAGCUGGUAAAGGUAUUGGAAUGGUUUUGCAUCAAGCAGCUUUAGACAUGUGUUGGAAUGACAAUUCUUAUUUACGUUAUUUCAAUGUUUCUGAAUCUGUAGAAGUUGAUUUAACAAAAUUUCUUAAUUAUAUAGAUGAUUGGAUUAUUAGUAAAGCUUCUCUUACAUUCCAUAAUGUAGGACCAUCAUUGAAAUCACCUAUUGUUAACUUAUGUCCACACCAAAUAUUACCAAUCUUAUUUCAUAAGACACAAUCUUAAACAAAAUGUC